Molecule: messenger RNA, 2536 nt
Organism: Vicia villosa (hairy vetch)
Lineage: Eukaryota; Viridiplantae; Streptophyta; Magnoliopsida; Fabales; Fabaceae
Exons: 9
Coding region: 130-2217 (695 amino acids)
Biological process (GO): chloroplast organization
Cellular component (GO): chloroplast outer membrane
Source: RefSeq, a predicted model, not a curated record
AAAUUAUUUAGAAAAAACACAUAAGUUUUUAUUUGUAGCAAUUCUAAAUAAUUUGUCAUGACAAAGACAGCUUCAGAAACUCCACAACACAUGAGUGGAAAGAGUUUGCUUGCAAUAUAAGCUAUUAAGAUGUAUUCUGCUAGAUUAUGUGGUUUGAAGCCGUUACUGUUUCGUCGAAAAUCAGGUGUUAACGAGUCAAUGAGAAGUUCAACCUCACCAAAGAAGUCUCCAAAGGCUAACAAUGAUGAUUUGAAGUGCGAGUCGAUGGAAUUAUCAUUUGUAGGUAUGGAUCAAUUGAUGUUAAUGAUGGAAGUUCAUAAGAAAAUCUUUGUGUUCCGGGACAUCAUGGAUCUUGUUCCUUUGCCAACUUCCGCUUCUUUACGUCAGAUGGUUAUUACAACGUUAGAAGAUCUUCACCGGCUUUAUCCGGUGAUCAUACCGAUCAAGAAAGUCGCUAAUAUUAACGACAAGUCUACCGAUCAGGGUCUUGCCUACUUCUGCGAGGCGUUAAAGUCUCUCGGAGAAUCAUGGUUGAUAAGCGAUUUCAUGGACAAGAACACCAGCGAGCUACCGAUACCAAUGUGCAAGGAUAGCACCAAUAUGAAGGAAUUAGGUGUGACUAUGUUGGCUACACUAGAAUGUUUGAUUAAGAUUGCGUGCGAGAGAUUUGAUGACAUGGAAGAAGAUUCGCCGAAGAAAAGUUUCAAAUCGUCGUAUAUCUCAGAUGUAAGCCCUUCUUCUCCUCUCACGCCAACAUCGGUUCUACCAGAACCAAUGGAAUACAUUGCAAAAUCAGCAUCUUGUAGCCCAACACUUAGGUCUCUAAGAAUUCAAGGCGUUGAGAAGCUGAAUCCAAUCGAUUUAAAGCGAUUAUUGUACCAUAUGUCAGCGCAACUCGUUGAAACACGAGACAAUAAGAUCGAAAACGAAGAAGUUAUAGAUGAAGAAAAGGAUCAAAAAGUUGAAAAUUAUGAAAAGGAUACAAUAACUGACUUGGACAAAACAUUUCCUUUGCCGCUGCCACUGCCACUGCCGCCUCCUCCUCCUCCGCUUCCACCUUUGUCCAUCAAACUUGGAUCAGCUCCGGCUCCUCCACCAUUGCGUGGAAAUGGAAUCGCUGUACCGCCUCCACCUCCACCUCCGCCACAACCACUACCUCCUCCACUUCCACCAUCAGCAGCACCUAAAUUGCAACAAAGUGAAGUGGCAGUUAAGAUACCACCACCUCCGCCGCCUUUGUCCAUGAAACCUGGAUUUUCUCCAGCUCCUCCACCACCGAUGCCGUUAGGUGGUGCACCGCCGCCGCCUCCAUUUGGAGCAGGAAGAUCCUUAAAGCCUAAAUCAACUACAAAACUGAAAAGAUCAACACAGUUAGGAAACCUGUAUAGAAUUCUCAAAGGAAAAGUAGAAGGGUCUAGCCUCAAAGGAAAAUCAUCUGGUGGAAGAAACACUGCAGUUGCAGCAAAGAGCAAUGGAGGAAAACAAGGAAUGGCUGAUGCUCUAGCAGAGAUGACAAAAAGAUCAUCAUACUUUCUACAAAUAGAAGAAGAUGUUCAAAAGUACACAAAAAACAUCAUAGAACUAAGAUCCACAAUCACAAAUUUCAAGACAAGCGAAAUGACAGAACUGAUCAAAUUCCACAAAGAUGUCGAAUCCGUUCUCGAGAAUCUAACCGACGAAUCGCAGGUGUUAUCGCGGUUUGAAGGUUUCCCGUCGAAGAAGCUUGAAGCUAUAAGAAUGGCAGCAGCACUCUACAAUAAAAUGGAUUCAAUACUUAAGGAGCUUCAAAAUGUGAAUAUUCUUUCGCCGGUGACUCAGGUUCUUGACAAAGUCGAACGUUACUUCAAUAAGAUCAAAACAGAAUUAGACGCUUUGGAGCGAACGAAAGACGAUGAAACGAAGAAGUUUAAGAGUCACAACAUCGAGUUCGACUUCUAUAUCCUUGUAAGAAUCAAAGAAGCAAUAGUUGAUGUUUCCUCAAAUUGCAUGGAGCUGGCACUAAAGGAAAGGCGCGAUCAAAAUGCUGAAUCAAAUUCGAAUUGCAUUAGUGAUCAAAAAAGAAAAGAAUAUGGUAAAUUGCUUUGGAGGGCUUUUCAAUUUGCAUUUCGAGUUUAUACAUUUGCGGGUGGACACGACGAUCGCGCCGAUAAGCUUACUAGAGAAUUGGCUAGGGAAAUUGAGAGUGAUCCAAAUCAAAUCAGCCAAAGUCAUGCAUGAUCUUCUUCUACAAAGAUUAUUGUAAAUAGAAAUAAAAUGAUUAUGUAAUAUAUGUGUAUGUGCAUGUGUGGAUUAAAGUAUUGACAUGCGCUUAGAUUGUUAAGUGGAGUUUUAGUUUUGGUUUUGAUUUUAAAAAAUUCAUCCAUUUUUUUGUACUUUUUUUGAAUUAUUGAAAAUUGAAGACUAAGCUUAAGCACGAGAUCGUGCUAGUGCUAAAGCUUAGAAAAAAUAUGUGUUUGAAUUAUUGUGUUUUUCAUUGUUUUCUUCGUGUGCAAGUUAUCUUCUUCUUCAAGUUUUUGACGUUAUUGUAUUCAUCGCA